AUGGCACCGAGCAGCAGCGAGCGCUUGACGGACGCCGUGCGGGCGCUUCUUCCGCCGGCGUUCGAGGUCGAUGCGAUCCAGAAGAUGGAACGCACAGAGGACCGAAGGCUGCUCAUGGCAGCGCUUCUCCACGACGUGGUCGCGAUCACGGCCACGCCCAGCGCUGAGGCCACGCUGCGCAACGUCGUCCGCAGCACGCCGCCAAGCAAGACUAGUACGACGCCGGAUGCGCUCAAGGACCGCGGCAAUGCUGCCUUUAAAGCCAAACACUUCAAGGAGGCCAUUGCAGCGUUCUCGGAGGGCUUGCGGCUACUGACGAUCGACGACGAGCCGACGGCGCAGCUCCAGAGCAUUCUGUUUACCAACCGAUGCGCCGCAUGGCACGCACUCGGAGCGCUCGAACACGCGUUUGCCGAUGCGACGCGCGCGAUCACGAGCUAUCCGCCGUACCCAAAAGCGUGGUUCCGUCGCGCCAAGGUCCUCGAGGCGUGCGUCGCAACCGAUUCCACUCUCGCCGCCACGCUCUGCGCCAGCCUCCGUCCCGAGGUUGAGCCAUUGAACAUCGCGCGAGACGAUCUCGCCAUGGCCAAGGCGCUCGUCGAGACGCCGCGAGCCGUCGAUCCCUUCAAGGCCGCGGUUGUUGUCUUGCCGCCGCCCCUCGCCGAGACCAUCUAUUCGCACCCAGCCUACCACAAACACGUCCGCGUCGCCACAUCCGAGCUCGCCGGCCGGUACCUCGAGGCCACGCAACCGAUCCCAGCGGGCACAGUCGUGCUCGUCGAAGACCCUGUCGCGUCGGCGGGCCUCGACCCCGUAACGCGCUGUGAGAGAUGCUUUGCAGUCUGCGCGAACCUCGUGCCGUGCGAUGCGUGCGCGUGCGCUGUCUACUGCAGCGACGUCUGUCGCGCGGCUGCGACCACCUGGCACGACGCGCUUUGCUCGAUGCACCUGGACUGUCCGUCGCGGCUGCUGCUGCGCGUCGCCAUGCAGUUUCGCGUCGAGUCCGCCGUUAGCAUCAGUGAUGAUGUGCGGCCGUGGCGUCGCGACGAUGUCUACGAGCUCAAGCGGCUGCUCCAUUGCGCGCCGCUUCCAGGAGAUAUCGCCCGCACGGUCCCGGAUCUCGUCAUAGCACUACCGACGUGGACGGUCGACGGCUCUGCUUUCGCAUUGUGCAACAGUGGACGCGUGGCCGGCUACGCCUUUGUGUCGCACUUGGCGACCGAGUGUCUCGUCCAUCUCUACUGCGACGAGGCGUGCUUGCAAGUACCGUCGACAUGGCUCCAAGGCGUCGUCUCUCGGGUCGCGCCCGAGCAGCAUGUGAGAGUGCGCUCGACCAGCCGCGUGCUUCUUAGCGCGCUCCAGUCCGAGACCGACACGUGGACAAGGGUUACGCCGAACGAGUUCCGCUUCAUGGGCCACCGGCAUGACGAGCUGUUGACGCUCCACGACGAUGUCGAGAUGGUCGCGCCAUCCACGCUCGUGGCGCGCGUCCUCUACGCGGCCGCCCUCGCGUCAAGUCGAAACCAAGUCAGUGCGUCGACAACCGAAGAGAUGGCGCGUCGCCUUCUUGCCGCCGCGAGUCGCGUCUCGAUCAACCAAGUCGCGAUCACGACAACGGCAUCUGCCAUUGCGCAGGGUGGCGUCGACGUGGUGGGCCAGGCCCGGCUCGGCACCGGGCUCUUUCCCGCCAUGGCCAUGUGCAACCACUCGUGCGCCCCGAAUGCGAGCGUGCACUUUGAUGGGCGCACGCUUCGACUCGUGACAACGCGGGCCGUGGCCCAAGGCGACGGCAUCGCCAUCUCGUACGGCCCACACCGCGCCAAGAUGCCCACGGCGGAGCGGCAGCGAAUGCUCCAAGAACAGUACGGGUUCGAUUGUGCCUGUGCUGCCUGCCAAGCACCGGUCUCAACCGAGAGAGAUGAAGGAAUCGGUCGCUUCCUCGCAGCGACCAAGCGCGCGGCCGAUGCGAUUCAUGAGAGGCUUGCGCGUGGCGAUGACACGGCGGCGCUGCACACCGCAGUCGAUGCACUUGUCGCCAGCCGCGUCACGGCACUGCCGCCCAACCACCUCGCGAUCGCCGAGGCUUUGGACCUGCGCGCGCAGCUGUGGGCGGUGCAGGGCGACUUUGCUGCCGCGUCGGACGCGUGCGUGCAAGCGAUUGCGUUGCUCGAGGCGCACUACGACCCUCUCGACGCAGAGCUCGGGCACGAGUACUUGAAGGCGGCACAGCUGCUCUUCAACGCCGAGCGCUGGCCGUCCUGCCGCGUGUACCUCGGUCGGGCCAAGAGGUCGCUGGCGCUCCACCUCCCCGCGACCGAUGCACUUUUUCGAGAGAUGGCCGAGAUGCACGCCUACGUGGCCUCAAGGACAUAG
Molecule: messenger RNA, 2373 nt
Organism: Saprolegnia diclina VS20
Lineage: Eukaryota; Oomycota; Saprolegniomycetes; Saprolegniales; Saprolegniaceae
Exons: 4
Coding region: 1-2373 (790 amino acids)
Molecular function (GO): protein binding
Source: RefSeq, a predicted model, not a curated record